CGUUUGAAAGCAGCUCUGAAGCACUGGCAUCACUUCCUUUCAAUUUGAAUCCUUAAUUUAAAAAAACUUUCUUUUAAAGGAUGGAGGAAGAAAUCACUUAUUCCACAGUCGUUUUCCAAAAUGGUAAAACACGUCCACGAGAUCAGCCAGUGAAUAAAGAGGACAUGACGGUUUAUUCUGAAGUAAAAACUAAGGGAAAAGUUCCUGCUUCUGCCGAUACAAAAGAGGAGCCGGCCGCUCGCUCUUGGCCACUGCUGGCGGGUUUGGGGAUCCUUUCUGUUCUCCUGGUCGCCAGCAUCGUCGUCCUGGCCUACAUCAUGGUGAGGAUGAGAGAGCAGCGCUCAAACCUCACUGACCUCAGAGCAGAAAAUGAGGAGAUGGAAAAGAGAAACGGUAUCCUGAUGAAUGAGACGGAGCAGCUGAGCGGAGAACGAGCCCGCCUCAACUGGACGCUGGGAGUCAUCCUGACAUUCAACAACUUUCCUGUGAAGGCUUUCUGCCCUGAAAAAAUAAAGGGCCGAAGCCAAGCCAAGUCUCAUGAUCCCUGCCUCAUGGUGAGUUUACGACACCUCCAGCGUGGUCUGGAGAACGGAAAGACCCCAUGGACACCAGGAUUUGCAUAUGUGACCCUCUUGGUGAUAAGGCACCACACUUUGAUUGGACAAGGACCCCAAGCUGCAGGAAUGGGUAUCAACUUCCUGUAUACAGCUAUAAAAGGGGAGACCCCCCUCUCUCCGGUCUCUUCUCUCUUUUCUGCUUCUUCCUUCUCACCCACAGGUCUCUGUAACACCAGGGAGCCAGCCAAGGGCCGGCUUUCUCCUUCGUGAACGAAGGAGCGUCCAUUUUGCAGCGCUGCACGAGCGACCCACGCAGUUCCGAGCCCAGAAAGCCGAACUAGGGACCCUGCAUUGCCUCGACGUGAACGCGACGCCGAUCCGAAGUUGAAGGAAGCCAAGUGCUGUGCCCAGCUGCCAUCCCCUCAUCUGCAGCAAGGACACAGGAGGGAGUGAUAGCCGCUUUAUCAGGAUCCCCUGCUGAGCGUAAACACCCAGCUGUUCCCCGAGGAACGCUGACCGACCACCCUUUUUUCCUUCAACUGCAAAGAUUCACGUGAGAGGCUGUUUUUGGUGUCUGGGCAGAGAAAACUUAGUAAUACACUUUAAAAGUUAGUUUACGCUGUGAGCUGGACUGCUGAUCCCGUCAUAGUUGUGUUUAUUAACUUAAGUGUUUUUGUUUAUCUUCUUAUUGGUCUACUGCUGCAUCCACAUUGCUGGAUCGUUAUGACAUGCUUCUCGACAACCGAAAACAAGGCCCUUCUAAAUUUCCCAGUUGAAUGACCAGAGCGCACGUGUGAAGUUUAGUUUCACAUUGGGGCAUUUCUGUGUGGGAAAGAUCAGAAGGUCUUGGGUUUCUGGUAAUGAGAAAUUAUUUAAGAGUGUCUAUUAUUUUACUUUUCUUCUGCAUCUCUCUCUCUCUUCCUCUCGUACUAACCCCCCCCCACACGCACACACACACACACCCAGACGCUCCCCUCGGUCAUAAAUUCCCGAGCCGUUCUGAGAUCCGACACACACACACACACACACACACACACACACACACACACACACACACACACACACACGCACACACACACACACACACACACACACGCACACACGCACACACGCACACACGCACACACACACACACACACACACACACACACACACACACACUAGUCACACCCCACACAGAUGACUGGAACUUUUGCAUUGUAUAAUUUCUGUCCCUGUUUACGUAGUGUGCCAUCAGGAUUUUAUUUGGGGUGUUGCGUCUAUCAUCUUUUGACACCUGUAUGUAAAUAAAUCCUGAUUGAUUUUUAAUGAGUGGUUUCUGUUGUUU
Molecule: messenger RNA, 1884 nt
Organism: Cololabis saira (Pacific saury)
Lineage: Eukaryota; Metazoa; Chordata; Actinopteri; Beloniformes; Belonidae
Product: natural killer cells antigen CD94-like
Exons: 5
Coding region: 81-827 (248 amino acids)
Biological process (GO): cellular response to molecule of fungal origin
Molecular function (GO): (1->3)-beta-D-glucan binding
Source: RefSeq, a predicted model, not a curated record